Messenger RNA from Rotaria socialis, 2355 nucleotides. The record is from the annotation of a GenBank genome assembly. Lineage: Eukaryota; Metazoa; Rotifera; Eurotatoria; Philodinida; Philodinidae.
AUGAGUGCAAUCGAUUAUACUGAAAUUCGACAGAAAUUUGCUUCGCUCGUGAAUCAGACGUGUACUAAUAAGGUGAAUCGUCGUUUAUCUGCACUUUUGGAUGAUAUAUACAAUGACUUAGAAAAUAACAUGUUGUUACGAACGAAUCUCGAUAUUCUUAACGAACUUUCAAGUACACUAAUGGCAGCCCAUAGGGAACAAUGGCUUCAUCAACCACAACUUUUGGGACAUCCGAUCUUUAUCAUUUUGAGGGAUUGCUUGAUCGAUAUUCUGUUUGAUGAAAAACAAGUUGAAUUAGUGGCACGAUUAUCUACACUUCUGCACCAUGUUUGUCACGCUACUGCUGUAAAAGAUGAAAUGGUUCGUUUAAUGAUAUGCAAACCUCUGAUUGAUAAGCUGAACUUUUUUAUCAUUGAAUUCGAACAAUAUCGCGGCCCACCAAAGCAACUUGAAUCUAUGAAUCGUUUACUUCGAAUAUUUACACUAAUUCAAACGAUGCGAAUCGAUCUUUAUGAAGAUUCUCUUUUAGAACUUCUGUUUCUUAAUGUGUCUAAGUGUAUCAGUUCGACAUUUUUUAUGGCUCAACUUUCCAGUGUGCCGCAAUCCAUGAGUGAUCUGGAAUCAAUCCAAACAUUUUUAUUCGACAGUUGUAUCGAGUUUAUGUAUUGGCAACCAUAUGAAGAAAGUUUGUUGCGAAGACAAACUUUGGGGCAGAUUUGUGGAAUACUUCUACCUGUCAUAGUACGUCUAAUGUCCUUGUUAUCUUUCUCAGAGCCCAUUAUGCGCAUUGCUAAUCUACUCAGCAUUCAUAUAAUGGUUCCAGAAAGCUACACAGAUGAUAAAGUUCUUCACCAAGAUUACUUUGCGCUCUUGAAACAUUGUAUAUCAAUGAUUGACGUUGAAACUGUUCGAUCGAAAGAAAGAUUGCUUCUAGAAUGCAUAUGUCACCUUACGAAUCAUUCCGAUUUACUCGCUUUCAUGAUAGAAUUUGACUCUUUGAAACCAACUCUGCUAAAAAUAAGUGAUAUGGAUGAUUGUGAAAUAUCUCUAAACUCCUACCGCAUUCUAGCAUUGAUUAUGUGCGAAGAUGAUAUUAAAGCACUAAAGAACGCGAACAAAAUUGUUGGGAUCUAUUACUUGUACUUCAUUAGUAUGAUGGAAGAUCCAGUUCAAAGAACAGCUUUUCAAAGUCUUCUUCAGAGCUUGAAGAACUUCGUACAACAUGACCAAGUGAAAGUAGAAGUGUUGCAACAAAAUAUCAUACCUCUGCUCAUUCGAUGUGUCACCGAAAGGCAGAGCUUUCAAUCGAUGAAAACUCUACAAUAUGCGAUAGAAAUUCUUAUAGCGCUAUCUUUCAAUGACGAGGCUUCGAAUAUUCUUGAAAAAGACUCCGAGCUAAUAAAGUGCCUCGAAACACUAAAAACAUCACAUGAAGAAACAAUCCAACGGGCAACAAAUCAUUUGAUUUGGCGGCUAGAACAAAAGCACAACAUUCCAAAUGGAAGUGCACCUCACGUCACCUCCAAAUCGAAGUACGAUAUUAUGAUUAGCUAUUCUCACAACGAUAAAAAGCUUUGCUUCCAAGUUUGUGAUUUUCUUGAAAAAGAUGGAUUUCGUGUAUGGCUCGAUCGUGACCGAAUGCAUGGAGAUGUAAUAGUUGCUAUGGCUGAUGCUAUCGAAAAUUCUGAGUUCAUCAUUAUCUGCAUGUCGGAAACCUACAAAGCAAGUCCAUAUUGUCAAGCUGAAGCCAACUAUGCAUUUCAAAGACAAUCCAAACUAUUGCCACUCGUCAUGAAACCAAAAUACAAACCUGAUGGCUGGUUAGGCUUUAUUAUGAGUGGAAAGAUUUAUGUAGAUUUUACCAAGCAUGAAUUUAAUGAAGCCUAUUUGUUACUGAAACAUGAAAUUGAAAACAAGCGGCAAGUUACAAUGAACCAAACAAAGAAAAUGGAAGUCACUCAUGAACCAAUAUUGCCCAUUUCCUUGCCGAUCAAGGUGUAUCAACGGCAAGCGCGGGUGUAUCAGCAGCAAGCACGGGCAGAUUUGCCACAAUUUGUCAAUAAGUGGUCGGAAGAGCAUGUACGUUGCUUCCUUGGAGAAAAUAAUUUAACUUCACUUUUCAUUGUAUUCGAUAAUUUCAAUGGACAUCUCUUAUAUCAAGCCUAUUUAAUGUGUGAAAAAAACCGAGAACUAAUGUUUCAAGCAAUGCGUGAAGAAGUCAGUGCAUCUGGAAACUCAUCGAUACUGACAUUGGGUACCUAUCUUCAGUUUCUUGAAGAAUUGAAAAAAUAUAUUCCGAUUAAUACUACGAAGUUAUCGCAACAGUUAACAUCAUCAGUCUGUUGCAUCAUGUAA